AUGGGCAACGGAGACACCAACCGCAAGGACAUUUCGACCCAGAAGGACUGGCCUGAUGAUGAAAACAACCCGUUCGUCGCCUUCCGGCGCUAUGCCGACGAGCAGGUCUCCACCAUGCUUCAAUCUAUCACGGGCCUCCCUUCGAUGAUGACACAACCUCAAAAUGGUAACUGGGGCAUAUUUGCAGAUGAUCAUAGUUAUGCAAGUCGGAUGGCUCAUCAACGAACCGGUGAUAAUACGGGCAGUGCCGGUUAUCCAACAGACCGAGACAAUGGAAGUGGUUAUUCGGGCAACAGAGAUGGAGAUGAUCCGCGCAACUAUGGAAGGCAUUCACGACCACGCUGGCCCGAGAAUGAUGAUCCGAAAAACUCUCAAUCGUGGGGAAAUUGGGGUAAUGGAUCAUCCGACUUUUUUGGCCUCGAUUCCUGGCUUGAGGACCAUUUCUUCCCGUUUGCAUCGCAACUUCUACACUCUGGCCACAAUCUCCUCGUCCGGGAUAUGUUUGAGGACACCGACUCGCCAACAUGGCCGAUCGCGUAUAUCAUGUUCAGCCCGUACUCGCCUCUCCAUCUAGAACGCCAAGCACAAUAUCGAGCGCACCCUGAAAGGGGCGUUUUCUCAUCUAUCAUGUCAACUUUGCAUCUCAACUCCGAACGCGACACCUCCGAACCACAGUGGCGAGAAGCCUUCGAGGAUUUACUUCGACUCGAGAACGAUAUGCCGAUGCUUGAUCGCAAUGCCUCCGUCACGAGAUCCGAGUCCGGAAAGGACUGGCUAAAAGGGCUUGUGAAAAGAGGUAGCUUGGGAGAUAAGUGGAAGUAUGUGAAUGGCAGAGAUAGCCAGCCUUGGUCAGGCAUUACGUUCUCUGGCCUUGCAGGCCCACAGCAGGACCGCCCUCGGUCUCGGUCUCUACCCGAGAAAGCGAACGAAUCUGUAGAUACAAAGGAGGCCGAGAGCGAGCUGGAGCUGUAUGAGCGCUUCUUGCAUGAUAUCGAAAACCGCGAACGUGAAUUCUUCCGCGGUGUCUCUGAAAGCCCUCUUCUGCGUCUCCUCCUCGAUGAACGACGGCAGCAACAGGACGAACUUGAGAGAUAUAGACGCAGCCCUCCAAAGGCCAAGGAUGAGCACAGCCGUGAUGACAAUGAGAAUUGGAUCGAUCUUGUGUCUGGUGGAAACAGAAAAUCAGUUCCUGAAACACCCAAGGAUUCGCCGACCGAGAUUGAGAUAAAGCCAAUUGAAGCUGUCUCGGAAUCAGCGCAGCCUCGCAUAAUCUCCACUAUGACUCGAACAGAACGCGUGCGGCUCCCAGAUGGCUCUGUUGAGAGCAAGACUGUCAAUACAAGACGUUUCGCAGAUGGCCGAGAGGAAAGUGACGAGUCUGUUGAGGUGUCUCAUCCCCAGGAAGGUUUCAAAUCAGAGUCUGACACAUCGAAGAACUCGAAGAGUGGUUGGUUCUGGAAAGACUAG
Molecule: messenger RNA, 1467 nt
Organism: Penicillium vulpinum
Lineage: Eukaryota; Fungi; Ascomycota; Eurotiomycetes; Eurotiales; Aspergillaceae
Exons: 1
Coding region: 1-1467 (488 amino acids)
Source: RefSeq, a predicted model, not a curated record